Molecule: messenger RNA, 1633 nt
Organism: Cotesia glomerata
Lineage: Eukaryota; Metazoa; Arthropoda; Insecta; Hymenoptera; Braconidae
Gene: pall
Product: F-box only protein 28
Exons: 4
Coding region: 164-1240 (358 amino acids)
Biological process (GO): protein polyubiquitination
Molecular function (GO): protein binding
Source: RefSeq, a predicted model, not a curated record
AGAGACAGAAAGUCAAAGCAAGAACGUAGAAAAGUGUUGCCAUUUUUAAUUAGUAAUUACAUCAGUAACAGCAUUGUUUUGUUUUGUUUUGUUAUUGUUCAUACAAAAAUAACAAUUCAAAAUAACAAACAAAUAUAUUGUAUUACAGAAAAAAUAAACCAAAAUGUUGCUGAUUGAAUUACCCGAUGUUGUCUUUGAAACAAUUUUAUCCAAAUUGUCGUAUGAUGAAAUUGCUCGGAAUCGAUUGGUUUGUAAACAUUUUGACCUAACAUGCCAAAAAUUAUUGAACCGCGGGUUUCAGUCAAUGGAACGUUAUCACACUCAAUGUCUCCGAGAAGUAAAAAGCCAGUUGCCAAGACGUGAAUCUGAAAGACGCAAUCAUUCAUUAGCUCGUCAUUGUGAUGUUUUAACAGCCAUUGAGACCCGUAUUUCAAUGUUGUCAAUGACAUUUAUGAAAUAUAUUAAUCAAAACCUUUGCUGUUUUAUUCCUGGCAAGGUGAUUGAUGAAAUAUUUCGAAUUCUUCACUUGGUAAAAGACUCAAACAGUUUGCCUCGAGCUCACGAGAUCCUCCAAGAAUUGAGAGACAUUAGCAGUAUGGCAAUGGAGCACUUUGAUGAAAAAAUAAUGCCAGCAUUCAAGUCACGCAUGAGUUCAUCAAGCAUAAGUAGUGUCAGCAGUUAUGACUUGCCAGGUGGAAGCUUGAUGAUUCCGUACAGCCCUACAUCAUCUCACGGUACCAGUCGUAGUCCUUCGAUUAUUUUGGGCCGCUACCAUCCUCACACUGCUGACAAAUUGGAACAGCAGUUUAAGAAACUUGUUUGCAAAACACGUAAAAAUAAAUUGUCAUUCAUGGCGAUAAGAAGUAAAUUGAGUAAAAUGCGUCUCCGCAUGAAGCGCCAGGGCGCGCAAAUGCGCUUACAAAGCAAUAAAUUACAUGAACAAGCUAAAAAGUUGAAUGAACAAGAGCUGCAAAUUGCUGAUUUACGCAGGCAUUUUGAGGAGUGGGAACAAAAAAUGGGUGAUUUGACCGCUGAGCUGAGUCGCGCGCGUGAUGAGUCUUUAACGGCAGAUAAUAUUAAACGUCGUAUAUCGACUGUUCAAAAAGAUUCGUGCGAUAACUCUAAACCUAAUUCAAAAAAACGUAAACUUAUCGUUGAGCGUAAGCCUUCAUGUGAUGCUUCGGAUAUUAAAUUUAAAAAAUUUAUGUCCGACUUACUGAGUGAAUCUCGAAAAGAGUAGUAGAUAUAAAUUUAAGGCUUUAAUUAAAAACGCUUGAAUAGUAAUAAAUUUAUUAUCAUUUAUAAAAAAAUCAUUCAAAUUAAGUAUUAAAUUUUUCAUUGAUAUCAAUUAUUUUUUAAUCAUACAAAAUAUUAUAAUUUCAUGCUUUAUAUCGAUUAAUAUUUAAAAGCAAUAAGAAUUUUUUUUUUACUUAAAUUAUAUAAAAAAAAAAUUUAGUACUUAAUUGCACGUUGAAAUAAGAAAACUUUUUCACGUUUGCUCAUUUGAAAAAACUUUACAUGCAUGUGAAUGUUGUAAAAAGUAACCACUGAGUUAUGAAAAAUGUUAUUUAUAAAAUUAGCUAAAAAAAAAAAAAUUUAAGUACAUAUCGAAUAUAUAUGAACGCUCACCUUA